UUUAUCUUAAGGAAAAGGUAGAGACUUUAUUCCAUCUGAACUACCAACUUAUGGUGCUGUUCUUUGAAAAGCUAUCCUCAUUAAAGAGUUGUCAGAAAAAUAAGUAUACCCAUUAGAUGAUUUGGUUAGGGAAACAAGGUUAGAAGUUGUUAAACAAUGGAAAAAAGCAAACUCAGACUUUUCACAUCCAGUUAUAUUUACAGAUAAGUCCAUUGACAGAAAGAUCAAAAAAAUUUACAAUGAUGUUCAGGAUAUUUGCAGGAAAAGAUUAACUAAAAAAGUAGAAAUCGACAAAAUAAUAAAGUCUUUGUCACGACUCUUUGAUUUCAUAUUGAUUGUAAAUGUGAAAAGUCAGUGAGGAUUCCUAUAAUAGAAUUAGAACUUAUUCACUAACAGAGAAGUAAAGAAUGAGAGCAGUCUCAAAUUUUGAUAGGAUCAAAAGACUACAUUGAGACUAAAUAGAAGCGAAAGGCAUUUGAGCGAUGUAGAAAGAAGGAACAGAGUUUGAAAAAGUUCAAAAAAAAGGAGAUGAUAAAUAGUAGCCAUUCAAAAAGAACCCAUGCUGAGGUUUCAGAAAAAAGUAAUGAUGAAGAAGAGUGCUCUAAAAAUGAGUUCGAGUGUUCAAGUUACACUGAACAUAUUGAUUUAUUAAACAAAAGUGAUGAUUUCAAACUAAAGCGAAAUUAUAUGAAGAUUCAAAAUACUGCUAUUGCUGCAAUAAGAUAUGAAGUUUCAAACACUACUGCAGCUGCAAUAGCUUCAGGAUUUUUAAAAGAUUUGGUAGAAGCUGAAAUUGUUCCAGGAUCAGCUCUUUUUUUAUUACUGGACAAAAACAAAGUGCAUAGAGCCAAAGAUAAAGUUAUGUCAGAAUGUCAGGUUUUUGCAGAGAAUAGAUUAGAUUCUGAGAAUGUUUCUUGCAUUAUCUUUGAUGGAAGAAGUGACAAAACCAAUUUAAUGACAUUUAAUGAAGAAACCAAAAAGUUUUAUCCUUUAAAUAAAAAGGAAGAUCACUAUACUUUGACUGAUGAACAUGGUAGAUAUCUUCAUCAUUUUACGAAAGGAGAAAUGUGUGAAAAAUCAAAAAUUAAGCCUGCUGAACAUAUAGCAAAUCAAAUAUUUCAAUGGUCUAUUUUGCAUUGUGUUGAACAUAGCUUAAAGUUCAUUGGUUGUGAUAGCACAGCUACAAAUACAGGCCAUCAUGGAGGUGUUAUUCAUUGUUUAGAAAUUAAAUUAGAAAGAUAAUGGUGGCUAAUAUGCUCUCUUUACACAAACGAACUUUAUUUUCGGCAUUUAGUAGAAAAGUUUGAUGGGAAGACAACCUCAAAGACAGGGUUUUCUGGACCAAUUGGUAAGUUGCUUCUCAAGGUUACUGAAAUGGAAAGAAAUUACAGUUUCAAGCCAAUAUCUGUAGGUCCUGGUUUAAUUGAAAUAAUAAAGGAGUUGUCUUCAGAUCAGAAAUAUGCUUAUAAAAUAUGCCAGACAGUAAUUUCAAGAACUCUUACUGAAGAUUUGGCAAACCGAAAACCAGGCACUAUAGUUCAUUCAAGGUGGCUCAAUACAGGGUCUUCCUUACUUUUAUCGUGGAUAAGCAAGCAUGGGUUAGAGGGAGAUGACCUAAGAAACUUAGAAUUAAUUGUUAAGUUUCUUGUAUCAGUAUACUUCCCUAUGUGGUUCCAAAUCAAAGUGAAGCAUAGCUGGAUAGAAGGGCUACGGCACAUCUUGAACCAACUUAACCUUAUUAAACUUCAAGAUAAAAAUGUACAAAAAGUUAUUGAAAAAUAUGUGAGAUCAUCAGCAUGGAAUUCUCAUUCUGAAAUCUUAUUGCAGACAUUACUUUGCAGCCAAAAGAAAAUUGAAAGAGAAUUUGCUGUAAACAAAAUUUUAGAAAUUAGAAAAUAUGAGAAAACAGGAACUCUAGCUCCUAGAACAUAUAAGCAUCCUCAUUUAAACCUGUGUGCAACCAAAUUGAUUGAGUUAAUAACAUGGGAUGAGGCCUAUAAACUUAUCUUAACCUGUCAAAUGAACAUAAAUGAGCUAAAAAAAAUCCUGGAUUGUUCUAUGGUAGUUCCGUAUUUCCCUGUUCACACACAAGGAGUUGAAAGGGCAGUUAAAGAGGUAACUGCAGCUUCUGAAACAGUGUUUGGUUUUGAGAGACGAGAAGGAUUUAUUCGUGCAAGAGCAGAAAAUAGAUCGAUAAUACCUCGUUUUAACAGCAAGAAGGACCUCAUUAAAUUUUAGUAUUUUUUUUCAGUAACUCUAGUAGAGUUAUAAAGAUUAAAAAAUGAGUUUAAUUUUUGCUUUUCAACUAAUAUAACCCUCAUAUAUUAAGUAAGCAUUUAUAAAACCACUUACACUUACGUAAGGGGUUGGGGGGGUUGGGUAGUAAGGUUGUUGAAGGAAGGAGCGCUUGAGAACCACUCUAAAUAUUUUAAAACUGUUCUAUAUUUACUGACAUUAUUGAAAUAAGUUUUAAAAGUUUUUUUACCAUCUAUAUAAAAUAAUCUUAGACAUAAUAUAAUUUUGG
Molecule: messenger RNA, 2524 nt
Organism: Hydra vulgaris (swiftwater hydra)
Lineage: Eukaryota; Metazoa; Cnidaria; Hydrozoa; Anthoathecata; Hydridae
Source: RefSeq, a predicted model, not a curated record